This is a messenger RNA of Bemisia tabaci, 8190 nucleotides long. It is a transcript of the gene Hsf, whose product is annotated as Heat shock factor. Gene Ontology annotation, molecular function: DNA-binding transcription factor activity; sequence-specific DNA binding. Lineage: Eukaryota; Metazoa; Arthropoda; Insecta; Hemiptera; Aleyrodidae. Gene Ontology annotation, biological process: regulation of DNA-templated transcription. The record is from RefSeq and is a predicted model, not a curated record.
UCCAACGAUCAUUUCACAAAAUGGUUUCCUUGUGAAUUGUCACUGCGUAAUCGUGUUGAAAAGUUGCUUCAGUAGUGUUGAAAUAAUUUUCCUCUCGGUUUUCGCGUAAUAUGUGAAACGUGUGGUGUUCUUCGUUAAAAUCAAGCAUUCAAUCAAUAGUGAAAGAACUAAAAUCAGUUAUUUUGUUUUUCAUCCCGCGUCCAGCUGUACAUUUUCCAUACCCUAAUGAGGCCCCAAUUUCAGGCUCGUAUAUUUCCGUUAUCGUGUGUGACAACCAGUGUCGGUGGUAAUUUCAGUUUUGUGACGGAUGUUGUUUAAUUUUGUGCACCGUAUGCUCAGAUAUUGUUCGUAAGCUAUUUAUUCAUCAUUCAAAAUGCACCCAAUUACGGAGGUAGGGACGAAUGUCUCUGCCUUUUUGGCCAAAUUAUGGAGGAUGGUGGAAGAUCCUGAAACGAAUGAUCUCAUUUGCUGGAAUUCAGAUGGCACAUCUUUCAUGAUCAAAAAUCAAUCACAGUUUGCAAAAGAGCUGUUACCCAUGUACUACAAACACAACAACAUGGCCAGCUUUAUUCGACAGUUGAAUAUGUAUGGCUUCCACAAAGUGGUCAGUGCUGAAAACAAUGGGCUACGACUAUCUGACAAUGAUGAGAUCUCUUUCAGCCAUCAUUGCUUCAUCCGUGGUCAUCCAUACCUUUUGGAGCACAUCAAGAGAAAGAUGACCGUCACCAAGGAAAAUAAUGAAAUUCGUGCAGCUCCUGACAUAAUGAACAAGAUGCUGAAUGAUGUCAAAUCCAUGAAAGGACGACAAGAAUCCUUGGAUUCCAAACUUUCCUCCAUGAAACAAGAGAAUGAAGCUCUGUGGCGUGAACUGUCAAUUCUGAGGCAGAAACAUGCCAAACAGCAGACUAUUGUCAAUAAGUUGAUCCAAUUCCUUGUGACACUGGUCCAUCCCACACGUAAUCUCAGUGUGAAAAGGCGUUCAAAUUUCCCUCUUAUGUUGAGGGAAAAAGCUCACAAUGGUCACAAGCAUUCAUAUCUGAGUGAAGCAAAAAGGCGAACGCACUACAACAGCGGCAGUUCAGAUUCGACCAAUCCCUCACCAACUGGACCCACAAUCCAUGAAUUAGACCCAUCUGAUUUUUUGGAAAGCGUGAACAUACUAGAAACCAACAAACUGCGAUCUGAUUCACCAUUGUCACCCACCAUCACCGACUGCGACAGUUCGGCAGAAGGAGAUGUAUUAGUAGACUCCCCCUCCAUCACAUCAAAACUUAGAAAUAAUUUAGAUGAUGGAACUCUCUUGGACCUAGUCACAGAAGCUGUUUCGCCAGCAGAGGAGUUGGUGACCGUUCCGCCAGAAGCUGUAAAUCCAGCGAUCUGCGUUUUCAACAAAAACGCCCUAGCAGACUCCGCUAAUAUGGUUGAUUCAAACUUGCGACAACAAGUGAGAAGGGUUGCUGCUAAAGUUAUUGAAGAGAAAAAAGCGCAACCUUUGACUUUCAAGUCAACUACUGUUCCAGUUGACCAGAAAAUGAUGAAACGAGUAAGUCGCGGCCGCGCUAAGAAGUCAGAGUCUCCGCCGAGAAUUGCUGUCGACAGCACUUUGAAAUCAAUGUUGACCAAACCGAAGCCGAAGAUGCCUCAGCCUGCCCAGAGAACCGGCUUAAAAGUUAAGAUGCCUGUGCGACAGGCUACUGUGGAGACAGCUAAACUCCCAUCACAGAAUCUAAAGAGGCCCUCCAGUAAUGGUUCCGCCGUCACACCAUCCCCUAAAAGUCAAAAGAUGGAAGAAGACUCUCUCUCGCAGCCAGAUGUUCUCCUUCUGACCAAUGGUGGUAGUCGGAUCAAAAACGAUGGCUUGAUUUCUCCACCUGUGUCUGUUACUGGUUCUCUACCUCUUGAUGUCAACACCACAUCACCAGUCGGUAUUGUGACAAUGCCAUCUCCUUCGAACAGCGAGCUGCAGCAGAUUUUCGACCAGUCGCCUCUUAGUGACAACAUCCUUGGAAUGCCUGAUAACUUUCCUUCUUCCAGUUUCAGUAUGCCAGACAACACAGUGCCCGUGAGCGGAGAAGCAGCCGAUACCCAGGCAGUCAUGUCAAUGUCCCCGACUGACAUCUUGAACUCAGUCCCCUCCACAUCCCCGGUCGAGCGGAACAUCAAUGAUAUGGCAUUGACAUUGUCGUCACCUGCUCAGCUGGCAGCCAACGGCACGGACCUUAACUCUUUCAACAGGUCUGGUCAUUCAACCGACUUUAGUAAUCAUGUGGAGACGAUGCAAAACGACUUGGAUUGCCUGAAAGAUCUAUUGCAAAAAGAAGGGCUCAGCUUGGAUGCAAACGUCUUAAUGGGGUUGUUCAACAAUGAGGAUUCAAUGAGUUUCAAUCCGCCUGCGUACCAGAAUCCCAUUACUCAAACUGACCAAACAGACAUGAGCCAAAGCUAUAACCAACUCACAACAUACAACCCUAGUAACCUUGAUCUAGUUGACGUUUUCCAAAAUUCUGAGUGGAGUGUUCCAACGAUAACGGAGCAGACGAAUGAGGAUGAAGAUCUCUUCAAGGAUCUGAACACACCAAUCAUCAGUAUUCCGAAUAGUCCGCCAGUUUCUCCCCUUCCUCCAACACCCCUCCCUGCUACGCCCAGUGCGAAAAGAAGAAGAAAAUGAACGGCAUCUAAUUAAUUUUAAUUUAAGAAUUUAUUCUUAUUAUCCAUGGUUCAUGGCACCCAUCGGCUCAACUUUCUGUACAAAAUGCUGAGGAUGCAAGCUAGUCUAGUCGAUCAGUCUGCUGUUCGGCAUUUGUCAAAACGCGUCAGAAUUAUGUGUCUUGAAAAUUGGAUGCUUUUCAUAACAUACGGAGAUCUCUUUCUGCAGCGGAUGCACUAAAAACUACAGUUUUUACAAAGAAAUUAAAGUUUUUGAAACUUAGCGCAGAAAAUUUAAAUUUGUCAAAGUUUCCUAAUCAGGCAAAAGAUCCUAUUUAUAAUAUGAUUCAGACCUGGUUGCGUCUUGUUCAAAAGCUAGAAAUGCAUCCAACUUUCAGGACUGAAUUAGCGUAAGUGUAGAUACCUUUAGAAGUUUUUCUUUUCCUAUUUCAGAUAUGCAGUACGAUUCAGCAUGAGCUAAAAAAUUAGGAAAUGCUGAACCAAUCAAACUAUUGUUUUCCUCUCUUCGUCUGAAUUUGAAUUUUUCUUUUGAGUCUUAGUGAUUCCUUUCACACAUCCAGGCCAUGUGUUUUUCAGCUCCGACUCCUAAAAUACUAACAUGUACGAAAGCAUAAUUGACCACUUUUUUCUUUUUUGAAACGGGAAGGUUGGUGGAUUAGUAGGUAGAAUCGUCGUAGACCUCAAUUACAAAGUUAGUUCUCAGAGGCCCUAUCUUAAACGUAGCUACUGUAUAAGAAUGGGUCAGUUGCGGAAGUUAUAGAAUCGCACAUUGAUGGUUGAAUUUUUUAGAUUGAUAAAAAUUAAGUAGAUCUGUCCAGUCAUUAUGAACUUAUCCCCAAUACUGACAGAAAUAUUGUCACAUGAAAACAAGGAGAUGAAAUCUACUGUGUUUUUAUUUGAUGCUAGCGUUAUCCAACUGAAGUUCAUGAAUCGCAUGUUUUCACAGAUCUUAGUUUCACCCAAUCCUACUCAAAGCAACUGACUCAUUCUAUCACUCGUAUUUUAUUGGCUGUGAUAAAAAAGGUAUCUGAUUGAUAAAUAAUUGUUUGAUACUUAUUAAAGUGGUCUUUAGUUUUGAUAAAGUUUCUGUUCUGUCUUGAGUGCAUCGUGCUAACAGCAAAGAAGGUGGAAAUCGUUUUAAAUAUACCGCAAAUAACUGCAUCUUAAAAUGAGGAGUAAGCUGUUUAUACGCUCAGAAGAUCAAAACCAGAUCAUCAAUCAUUAAAAAAGGAAAUCGUCUACUUCAAUAAUGCUGCUCACUUGUUGAAAUUCUAAAUUCCUAGUCGCGAUUACUCUUUUGGGUGAAUUUGAAUGAAGCAGGACUUGUAAUUUUGUUAGAAAGACAGUUUGUUCUCUCAAUUGUUCUCAGGGACUUUUUUUUUAAUUUCAUUUUUAAUUUCUGUUUUCUUUUUUUGCGGCUUUUGACAUCAAAAGCUGGGUCUGGUGACCCUUGGUAUAGAGCGCUUCAUACAUAAUGAAUCCAGGUUUGCGUGAGUUGAAACCACAAGUUCAAUUUUUUUUUUUCUGUUCUAUCUCAAUUAUAUAGGUAUCUUUAUUUUUUGCACAAUAGCACUGAUUGACUGAUACCCAUUUCUAUCAAUUAUAAGAGUGCUUUACCAUUAGUUAACUUUUAAUCCUCUGUGAACAGACAUAUUUAGGGUAUUUUAGAGAUGAUCAUAGUUAAUAAUAUUUGUUGUCCACCAAAAAAUGUAAGUAUUCGUUUCUUGAAUCAUUGCCGUCUUAUUAAAGAUAUAAUAUUACUUCUCUUCGAGUUGUCGCUUUCCAGAUGAAAGAAUGUAAGUGCAUUUUCACGGUGAAAUACCUCCAUUCUGUAAUUCUACCACUAACUGACCGUUACGCUUUUCCCAGUAAAAAUUUCAUCGAUUUUUCAUCUGACCAUACAAAAAAAUCGGCUCAUUUUUAGACUAAAAAUAUUGCAUUCAUAUUCUUGUAAAGAAUUGAGUUAGUUGAGUCCAUCUUGCAGCCUCAUUACGGAGUUGCGUUCCUUCGUUUGGGAAACGACAAAACACAGACAGGAAAUCAAGAUACAGUCAGUUCUGACAUGUUCACAUCGAAAUCCAAACUGAGCAGAACUACUGCAGAUACUAAUGAAAAUUUCACCAACAGUGAAAUGAUAGAAAACUUGGGAAAGAAAUCAAGAUAUCUAACAAAAAUGUAUUCAGGGUACACUUUUAACCUUCCUGUGUACAGCCAACUUAAUUAACACAAGGUAAGAGGGUGUGGCAUAGUGUCUAUUCACUAAAGGCAGGAUUGCCCGAAUCUGGUUGGAUUGCGAAUUAGUCUUCGUAUGACUUUAUCUUGAGUUUCUUACUGUUUAAGUAAGUUAGUAUGAAGAUUCUUUUUUUUUUAUUCUCUUUGACUCUUUGAUGCCUACAGUUAUCUUUGUAAACUGAUGUAGACGCUAUUAGUGCUGAUGUCAACACAGGAAUUCUCUGUUACAUUGAAUUGGAUCCAAACAGUAGCAAUAACAUGACGUAGGUACCCUCUUUCAACGCUACCAAUGAGAAUAAAUUGUCAUCUUUUGCUUUUCUGUAACAUAGCGCUCAUAGCGUCUAUUUCACUAGACUUUCUCUGAUCAGGCCAAAUCUUCUAUCAGCAAAUGGACUACUUGAUAGAAUUAAAUUUAAAGCACUACAAGUUAUGUCUCCCUAUCAAAAUUUUACAAAGAACAUGUUAAAUAUUUUUUGUAAGCUCAAAAUCAAUUAGGAAACAAAGAAAUUGGUCUUUAAAAUUUAUCUGAGCGCCAGUAAACUCAAACUGCCUGCUCGUGUCCAACCAAAACUGACACAAGGCAAAUCAGGCAUUAAAAAUGAACUCACCAUUCUACAUUGAAGUCCAAUCUUGGACUCUAAAGAAACUUUUUUACCCUGAUUUUUUAUUUUUGUACAUUUUUCAAGUAAAACUCAGUUCUCAGGGUACAUUAUUUAGUUGCCAAGAGCACAAAAUCAGUGAAAUUAGUCAAUUUGAUGCAAGUACACUAUGGUUUGUUGGGAAUUGACAAAUAAAGAAAAAGCUGAUCGAAAAGUUGAAUUUUGAAGUUUUUUGUGCAUAUUCCAUGUCUCAUGUGAAAUUUGUAUGAGGGAAAUAUUAAUAGCAGUGCUUAAUUUUCUAUCCUAUCUUGUGGUUCAUUUGCUUCUCGGUAGGAAGCCACAUACCACGUGUUGUUCUUUCUAACCGUUGUCUCUCUUCUUUUUGUCAGCUUGAUGGAAGGUCCAGCUGCCUGUGAAAAAAAAAUAUCCAUUAAACUAUAAAUUGACAGUGAAACUCCCAAACAAAUUAUCUUGAUUGCUGUGUUAAAAAAUCUCCGCUUCUAUUUUAAUUUUUUGAUGGAGAAUAAAUCAACAUUAUUUCUUGAACUUUUUUCAAAAUUUGCUUCACAUUAAGAAAAAAAAAUCACGGAAGUUUUUCAGAAUUGACGUUUAGUAGUCCUCUGUUUAAGAAAUAAAGUGUGAUGGAAAGUCUGUCACAACGCAAACCGAGAUACGUAGAGUUUCACUGUCGAAAUGCAUUUAAUGACUUUUAGACAUAAAAAUUUAUUUUUGUAAAAUUUGGAAAACAUGUCUUCUAAAUUAGCAUGCGGUAACAAAAUUUUUGCAAAGUUCCCGAAAAAUUCAACGAAACUGCCUGUAAAACUAACAAAAAGUAAUCCUUAUUCCUAUAUUAUUCUGUGUGAGUAGCUCACGUAAACCUGGCAACAGGCGAUUUAUUGCUCCCAUUUUAUUGCGGUUGCACCUUCGCUUUCGACUGCUGCUCAGUCGCUGUUUCAAACUUAAAGUUGUUUUAUUUUUGUUUUUGUUACUCGCUACUAAUUUUAAGUAUUCCGUAAGGCAGUUCGAAUACACGGUAGUUGAAAUAGUUGAAAUUAAAAGGUGUACAUUAAGUUUUUAAUGUUAGGUUAAGUGUAAGAUAGAUGUUAUCGCAUUAUGUACUCUCAUUUUUUUAGUAUUUAAAUUUUACUCUUCAAAUUAACUGUUGAAAGAAUAUUAUCAAUUGAGCGUGGGCAUUCGUAUUUUUAUAUCAACUAGAGAAUUUAACUUUAAUUUUAAAGUCUAUAUUUUAUCCAGUUAUCUAAUCGUAAAAUUAGGUCUGUCGACAGUUUUGCACUGAAUCUGAGCCACUGGCAAGGAGCAUUUUGAAGGCACUCAUUUUGACAAAAAUUCAACAUCAGAAAGGAUCAGUCUCAUCAUAAUCUUUCGAUAAAAUUGGUUCAAAAUCCACACAAGGAACAAACUAAAAUGUUGGUUUUUGCACUGUUGACACAAACGUGAAAAAAAUACAUCGUUUCUAGAUUAGUGAAGUAAAAUGUCUAAUUCGGAGCAUGGAUAUUUUUGGCUUAAAUCUACAUAGUGCUUUUGGAAGAGACCUAUCUUUUGCUUGACAUGAAAUAGGUAUUAGCAAAAUUUAUGGAUAUCCCAAUGUUGAUUCAUUUCAGAGAAGGUUCACUUCCGAAAACCAAAACAUUUUUCAGACAAAUCAAAGAAAAAAGUAUUUUAAUCUGUUUUUUUUUUUUUUUUUUUUUUUUUUUUUUUUUUUUCCAAUUUGGAUGUAAUCAUGUAAAACACUGCAUUAAGAAGGAUUCAAAUGGAUUGUAUUUGAGAGACAGUGAUCCUUUUUCAGUUCACUUGAAAGCUCCAAGUCAUUGGGCGAAGAUUCUUUGUGACUAUAUUUUUCUACUUUUUAGCAGCUUCUGUUCUUUUUAAAUUAUAUGCACAUCGUGUUUGCACAGAAUAGCUCAGUCAGAAUUUAGUAAAACGAAAAUUGUUUUAAAAUCAAUGUGAAAGAUUUGGCCUUGAAUUCGUCUGCACAAUGAUUUCACCCUAGGAAUUUUUAGAUGUACAAGAAUGGCAAUGUUGUUCUGAUUGAGCUGUCUUGUGGUUUUGUUUUCAAGCUUUAAAAUUUUAACUCCUGAAGAUCUCAAGUUCUUCUAUCUUGACCACUCAAAGCUGGAAGAGUCAGUUAAUUUAUGCCAUGCUUGGAAAACUUUGGUUUUUGACCCACCUUUAGAGUUUUUUGUUUUUCUCCAGUGUUCAAUUCUGUCAGAAUUCUUUCUCAAGAAUGUUCCUAGUGGCUUUUCAGAGUCUCACAAAAGUGGUGUCUAAUUUUGGAGUUGUUGGAAAACAAAGGUUUGGCUCAAACAGCAAGGAUGUUUGACCACAAUAGUAACAGGUGACACAGUAUCUAACUGGCAAAAUGUAAUGUCUUAGCACUAUACUCCCUUUGUUUGAUAAUGAGAAUGGAAUAAGCUAUAGACUAAUAAUCAAGAUUUUGACCUCAUUGCAGUCCAUGCUGUCAGGCCUUCCUUUGACUCCAAUCCCUAAAAGACCAAUUCUUUUGAAACAUUACUGAGCUGCUUAUUCUUAGAAAAACAAGUGUGUGAAAGAAAUUCCUUCACUUUUCAGUCCAUUGAGCUGAAGAGAUAAUUAUUAAUUUGCUGUUAAUUGUUGAAGGAAAGUGGACUACUGUAAAAUUGUUGAUGAAUAAAAUUAUUAUUGUUACUCUAAA